Messenger RNA from Gregarina niphandrodes, 1600 nucleotides. Its product is annotated as ankyrin repeat protein. The annotation marks the transcript as partial. The transcript has a single exon. The record is from RefSeq and is a predicted model, not a curated record. Lineage: Eukaryota; Apicomplexa; Conoidasida; Eugregarinorida; Gregarinidae.
AUGUUGGAGGGCGACCUAGAUGAGAAGAUAAAGGAGAAUGUGAGGCUGUUGGAGAUCAUAAAAGAGCAAAAGGAGAAGUUGGCUAAGGCGGAGAAAGAUGUAACCCGGGAGAGGGAGACGGCCCGUGAGAAGGAGGCGGCACGAGAGAAGGAGGCGGCACGAGAGAAGGAGGCGGCACGAGAGAAGGAGGCGGCUCGGGAGAAGGAGGCCGUGCCCAAACCGAGUUCUCGGUUUGGUUGGGAGAGCCUAAGAGAUUACAGCACGACGUGGGAGGAGGAGGGUCAGUUGGUGGACAAGAUGGUGCGUGAAGACAUAAGUUGGGUGUCGGAGGGUAAGGAGGCGGCAGUGGGUUGGACGGAGUUGUUCCAGAGGACGGUGAACGGUGAGACAAAGGCGGCGGCGUUAGAGGAGGUUUUGGUGCAGGAUCAGCAAUUGCUCCAUAGUCGUUUCGGUGUACUACAUAUUGCGGCCUUGUCGGGGAACAACGACUUGGUCGCAUAUUGGUUGAAUGAAGGUGUGAGCCCUACCUCUACGGACGGCCGCGGGAACAACGUGCUCAUGCUCUCCCUUAUGGCCCCGGUUUUUCGGGAAUCGGGUCUCGGAUUUGUCCAGGGGGAAGAACUCGGCGUUGUGCAGACCGUUAUGGACUGGCUUGUGGGAAUGAACGGCGACCCGAGCACUGAUCCUGGCACCGCCCGAAGCGGCGACGGUGUGAACCGGAGCGGUGACGGUCUCAGCCGUGAAGGGAAGCACGCGGCUGCUACGGGGCGGUCUGUAUCUGCUGGAAAUCGCUUUGCCGCAGCGACCAAGUUGCUGCUAGCUCCGAAUAAAAGCGGACUCAAACUAUACGGCACGCCACUGGAACGGUAUCUGAUCGAGGCCCUGGAGACGUUGUCUGCGCACCGGUCGUUGUCGUCUUUGCAGAAUGACGCGGAAAUGUGUUUGUUCGAAAAAUACUUUAAGAUCUUAAAACGUUACAACGUCAAACUACGUUACCAUAAUAGCGCACCACUGUUGAUUGAGAUGAUUGAUCAGAACAAAAAUAAUACCAUUACUUAUAAUCCGAUCAAUCCCAAAUAUCGGUUUGGUGAUGAGACGAUCCAGUAUUAUGAUAUGCUGGGGUGCGACCAACUUGGCUACAGCCAACUCGCUUCUUACCUGGCUCCGCCUCCCCCCGGCAGUGGUAGCUCCUCACCCGCUAAGACACCCAGCAGCUCCUCCACUCCCAACCGCGUCCCAUCUGGCGAUCAGUCGCCAACCGGUUUAUUGGGAGACGUCCUUGGCGGCCUCACUGGCUCCCGUCGCCCCCUGGAGACCUCACCACUCAUCUUCAGCUGCAUCGUCACCCUCGUACAAGUCUCUCCCUGCAUCGAAAAACAACAGGCCAACCUCUGCCUCUCAAAAGGCGUACUCUACCUUCACUCUGUACCCGCCAUGAGUCCCCGAGCCUCGCUACCCAAGAACAUACCCAUCGCACAAAUGACUAGAUACCCCCUUGUUAACCUCACUCUCCUCCACGUCAUGAGCGGCUACGAAGGACUCGUGCUUCUCAGAUUCACCAACUACAACGACCUUGUCAUAGAAACUAAAUUCAAAUCUC